Paramecium octaurelia is the source of this 1167-nucleotide messenger RNA. The record is from the annotation of a GenBank genome assembly. NCBI's taxonomy places the organism in Eukaryota, Ciliophora, Oligohymenophorea, Peniculida, Parameciidae.
AUGAUUUCAAUUUUGUUAGUUUCAACAUUUAUUGUCUUUGGAAGAGCCUUUGGCGAUGUAAAAUGCAAUCGCCAAUCAUAAUUUUCAUUCCAGAAGGAAGGAUUCUCAGAGGGAGUUCGAGGACAAGAUUAAACUUAUUACUUAUAAACAACUAAGAGAAUCCUGAAGACAAACUCUGAAUUAGAAACUUUAGCAGUUAUUGUAGAAGAAGAUUCUUUGAAUUAUUCAUGCUAAAGAGUUAUCAAUCAUCCAGAUGGACAACAUGUAUUUUCAGUAUGUCUUUUAUAUGGAGUAUACCCAUAUAUAAGUGCAUAUAACUGUUAAAACAACGUUUGCAAACAAGUAGGUUAGACUUAGGAAAUAUAGAAUUGUGGAGAUAAGUUCUCAAAGCUGGAAGUGGUAGGAAAUACACUUGUAGUGUUAAAUGCUUAAAGAGAUUAUCCAUUCACUUCUAAUGAUAUGGGUAGAGUAAUGUUUAUGAAUUACGUAUUAACAGAUGAUACAUUUUACUUGAAAUUUCCAUCUUAUUAUUUAGAUUAUUAUUAUUUUGGGUUGACCUAUAUUAUUGACAUAAUUGAUUUCAGCAUUCAUUAAUAUGAGGAAGAUGGAAUUUUGAAAGCAAAAAUGUUUUUGGCUGAUAGAGAUAAUGGCUUAUUUUGGGUGGAUUGCUAAUUGAAAUAAAACUUACUCGUUCCUAUUAAUAAGGGUAGGGUAGAAUUGAGACCUUUAAUAUAUAUGAAAAGAAAUUAAAUAUUUAUGACUAGUAGAAUAAUUUCUAAAAUUGGUAAUUAAUUUGAUGUCUUAGUUGCAUCUAACAAUAACGAUCAUUACAUAGCAACAGUAAUCUUUGAGAAUGAAUAAUCUACUAGAUUUUAUAUUAAGACUACUCUCAAUUAAUAUCUAGAUUGGCCUGCUUUUAACAGGUUAGAUGUAUAUAAGAAUUACUUUGCAUUAACCUAUUGGUCACCAAAUAACAUUUCAGCAAUAAGUAUUUAUCAAUUAUCAGGAAAUUCCGAAACGUCAUCCUACUCUGUUGGACCCAUACAUACAAUAUUACAUACAUAAUAGGAUUAUUCAGUUGUAUUCUUUGGUGAGGACGCCAAUAAGCAGAUAGUAUUGAAUUAUAGAUCGUAAAUUAAUGAGAUAACAUAAUGCCAAAUAAGUUGA